AUGGAAGAAUCAGAAAAGUCUUUGACUCAUCUCGAUUUGCCCAGCCUUCUGAGCGCGGACUCUCUUUGGGGAACCCCUCGCAGCCCCACCUCGCCUACCCACCUUUUGCGCAAGUCGCAAAUCAAACGGCAGAUGUCGUCGACCCACACCAUCCAUGAGUCCGUGAGUCUUUCAAAGGUGGGCAGCAGUUGGAUCGGGGGCGAGGAUGGGAUGUUUUCAAUCAACCGAGUGCCGGGGGGAUGUAACAAAGAAGAGUCUAACGAGAUCGAGGCCCUCCGCAAAACCAACCUGGCCGUCCAGAAAGCUACCUCCCGCAGACUCUCGACACCCAAGUUAGUCAAGUUGCCCUCCUCCUUAUUUGACCAGUCAGCUCAGAGAGCCUUUGGCCGACCGGAGCAGCCGGAUUGGCUGAGAGCCUUGAUCUUGGUAGCUGAACGGACAAAGGAGGAGGAUUCUGGGAGCAGGAGCUCGGCCGAUUGCUCCUCAAUAACCAUGCAAUUGCGCCUGAAGCAGAGACAGACGGACAAACCACCAAAAUUCCGACCAACAGCGUUUGUGAGAAUCACGACACAAGGGGGCAGCUGA
This is a messenger RNA of Puccinia triticina, 585 nucleotides long. RefSeq lists its product as uncharacterized. Lineage: Eukaryota; Fungi; Basidiomycota; Pucciniomycetes; Pucciniales; Pucciniaceae. The coding region runs from base 1 to 585 and encodes 194 amino acids. The record is from RefSeq and is a predicted model, not a curated record. The transcript has a single exon.